UUUAUUCCAGUGAGAUUUAUGGUUUUAUGUUUACAGUUUACUUUCUCUUUUUAUCUGUUUUUAUUUAAGAGAUUAUUUUUUUUCUAAAAAAAUCAGUUUACUGCUCUUAUACAGUUAUACUUAUGAAGUUGAGCAGCAAAAGAGAAAAAUGGAAAAAGGAGGGAUAAUUGGAGUGGAGAAAAGAAUGAGAAAAGGUUAAAAGCUUUGUUGGACUUUUUUUUUUUCAUUUAUUUGAUUUUGAUUUGUGAUAUGAAUUAUGGGUUUCUGAGUUUUUUUUUCAAAAAGAUCUGUUUUUAGCUCUUGGGUUUUGUUUUUGAGUGUUUAAAAGAAAGGGGAAUGGCCGGAAGUAAUGAAGUCAACCUCAAUGAGUGCAAGAUGGUGGUUCCCCUAAAUACAUGGGUCCUAAUCUCCAGUUUUAAGUUGGCUUACAAUCUUCUCCGUCGACCGGACGGCACUUUCAAUCGUCACUUGGCGGAGUUUCUCGAUCGUAAAGUCCCUGCUAAUUUGAACCCAGUUGAUGGAGUUUUCUCUUUUGAUGUCCUCAUUGAUCGUGCUACAGGCCUCCUUUGUCGGAUUUACAGACCAGCUACUGCUGAAGAGCCUGAGCCGAAUAUCGUUGAGCUUGAAAAGCCUGUUGUAGGGGAUGUUGUCCCUGUUAUAAUUUUCUUUCAUGGUGGGAGCUUUGCACAUUCCUCGGCGAAUAGUGCUAUUUACGAUACUCUAUGUCGACGAUUGGUAGGUAUCUGUAAGGCUGUUGUGGUUUCGGUGAACUAUCGACGUGCACCUGAGAAUAGGUAUCCAUGUGCUUAUGAUGAUGGUUGGACUGCUUUUAAGUGGGUUAACUCUAGAUCAUGGCUUCAAAGUCGGAAAGAUUCGAAGGUUCAUAUAUAUUUGGCUGGGGAUAGCUCUGGUGGUAACAUCGCACACCAUGUUGCGGCACGAGCUGUGGAAUCCGGAAUUGAUGUGUUGGGUAAUAUACUGCUCAAUCCAAUGUUUGGUGGACAAGAAAGAACUGAAUCCGAAAAGCGUUUAGAUGGAAAAUACUUUGUUACUCUACGAGAUCGAGACUGGUACUGGAGAGCUUUUCUCCCCGAAGGUGAAAACCGUGACCAUCCUGCAUGUAACCCAUUUGGACCUAACGGUAGAAGUCUUGAAGGAAUCAAAUUUCCGAAGAGUCUAGUUGUGGUUGCCGGUUUGGACCUUAUUCAGGACUGGCAAUUGGCUUAUGUUGAAGGGCUCAGAAAGGCUGGCAAAGAGGUUAAACUUUUAUAUAUGGAACAGGCGACAAUCGGUUUCUACUUGUUGCCGAAUAACAAUCACUUCCAUACGGUUAUGGACGAGAUAAGUGAAUUUGUGAGUUCUGACUGCUAAAUAUAAUAAACUUUUCACGAUCUCGGGGUGAUUAAGAAGUUUGCAGUUACUGUCGUGUGUGUGCAUAUAUAUAUAUAUAUAUCACGAAGAAGAGGUAUUUCAGCGUGUAGCUGAUAAACCCGCCACUCGGACAAUGGAUGUUAUAGUUUUACGAAGCUCUCUUACAGGUACCCGACCAAAGGGUUGGUGCUCGGCUAAUGUUACAUAAAGCUAAUAUUUGAAGACGGAUCCGAAAGGUUCCGCCGUUUUGUAUGUUUAUACAUAUGUGUUACUGUUAGUAUAUGUAAAGACGAUGGCUUCAAUUAGUCUUGUGUUUUUAGCUUCUCUAUUUCCUCUAUUUUUGAUUUAUUGCUGUUCUGUUUGCUCUAGUAUUGUUUGAAACUCCUUUUCAGGCAACUGUAAAUACAAUUAUAUUGUUCCAUAAGAUUGAUAAAAUUUUAGUUUUGUGAUUUAUGGCU
This is a messenger RNA of Gossypium raimondii (Peruvian cotton), 1829 nucleotides long. RefSeq names its product gibberellin receptor GID1C. The record is from RefSeq and is a predicted model, not a curated record. Gene Ontology annotation, cellular component: cytoplasm; nucleus. Bases 337 to 1371 code for a protein of 344 amino acids. Lineage: Eukaryota; Viridiplantae; Streptophyta; Magnoliopsida; Malvales; Malvaceae. The transcript is spliced from 2 exons. Gene Ontology annotation, biological process: floral organ morphogenesis; raffinose family oligosaccharide biosynthetic process; positive regulation of gibberellic acid mediated signaling pathway. Gene Ontology annotation, molecular function: gibberellin binding; hydrolase activity.